This is a messenger RNA of Bufo bufo (common toad), 8114 nucleotides long. RefSeq names its product SEC16 homolog A, endoplasmic reticulum export factor (gene SEC16A). NCBI's taxonomy places the organism in Eukaryota, Metazoa, Chordata, Amphibia, Anura, Bufonidae. Gene Ontology annotation, cellular component: endoplasmic reticulum exit site; ER to Golgi transport vesicle membrane. Gene Ontology annotation, biological process: COPII vesicle coat assembly; Golgi organization; autophagy. The record is from RefSeq and is a predicted model, not a curated record. The coding region runs from base 177 to 7418 and encodes 2413 amino acids. The transcript is spliced from 33 exons.
UAUCCAAGAUGGCCUCGCUGUCGAGUUCGGCUUAGUUCGUUCUCUGCCGGUAACAGUGAACGGAGUCGGUGAUCUGUGCGGGCUGAACGGGGCUGCCGGGAGUGGAGGUGAGGAGGGGGUAACAUUCUGCAGUCUCCAGAAGAUCAGGCACACUUUUCCAAUUACAAGGGAAGAAAAUGCAGCCGCCUCCACAAGCUGGUCCUGCAGGGACGGGUGGACCUCCUCGCAUGGGAAUGACCACUACCCCAUACUGGCGUAGGAGAACCCCUCCUCCUUCAGCAAUGGCGCCCCCUCCAGUGCAACCUGUCACAGACCCUUUUGCUUUUGGCAGAAUGACCCCCCAGAAUGUACCACCAACUACUGUACCCAAGGCUCCCAUUUUGGCCACACCUAGCCCAUCCCCGUCAUUGUACCCGCAGCCUGCUGCUCUUGCCUCAUCUCAUGGUGACGGAGCUCAAGCGUCUUUACCCAUGGGAGCUGUGACCUCAUACAGUAAUGUCCCUACUCCACCAGUACAGAGUGGGAAUUUUACCAAUAACAUGGCUUCAUCUCCGAUCGGCCAGCUAACACUUGGUCCCUCUGCUGGCUCGUCCCUGCAGAACAUGGCAGGUGGACUAGAGAAUGCCUAUGGACCCCUGCCGGGCAGAUCUCGGAAUAUGGACAUGAAUAGCAGCAGCAGUAUUGCACCGCCAUUACAGUCUCAUCCAUCCUCCGCAAAUCAGCAAACCACUGCACCUUGGUCGUCCACUCAGACUACGCCACCUACCUCCUCACAGCACGUUCCUGCAGCUCAGCACCCAGCAUACACUGCUCCCUAUUACUCUCCUCCAUAUUUAGAAGUAUCUCACUUGCCUCCCCAAAACAGUGACCCCAGCUAUUUUUCAGCACCACAAAGGACUGCACCAGCUACUUUCCCUCUUGGCGGCGGAUCAGGUCAAGUACAGCAACAUGGCAUCUCGCCAUACAGCAGUGUCAUGCAUACGGAUUACAUGCAGAACCAGAAUCCAGACCACAUCAGCUGGUUUAAUCCACCACAUCCAGAACCUCUCAAGCAAGCUCAGCCGCCCCAUACCAUGCAGACUGGAACACUGCACAACGCUAUUCAGACUGGAGCGCCAGGUCCACUGCCCAACACCAUACAGACUAGAGCAUUAGCUCCCCUGCCCUACACCAUACAGACUGAAGCGCCAGCUCCCCUGCCCUACACCAUACAGACUGGAGCGCCAGCUCCCCUGCCCAGUCCCAACACCAUACAGACCGGAGCACCAUUUUCUGCUCUAGAGAACCGGCCACAAAGUGAGCCUGCAGGAUCUUUGGGCCAAGCCACCAGUGACACGGAUUCUGGGACGAUAUCCAUGUUCUUCAAAGGAGAUGAAGCUGAAAAUGUGGAGAUCCCUUCCACAGAUCAGCAGCACAUGCCUAGAAACCAAUCUAUGGACACUGCAUACCACCAGAACCUGGGCCGCCAGGGGAGCAUGCAUCCAUUUACAGAUCCGCCAGCAGCACCCAAUACUGCAUCGCUUUUGCCUUUACAUCCCAGUGCUCAGCCGACUUCAUUAUUCCAAAGUGCCAGUGGUUUUCAUGAUUCUCAUGUCCCAUGGAAAGCGGGUAACACAGAAAAUCAACCCACAGAGGCCAGAGCUGGUUCUGAGCUCCCAUACGAUAAUGUGGAGAAUAUAGAAGUUCUUCCCAAUGAGCCUCCUAAUAGCAGUCUCAUCUCCUCAGGACCUGAGACCUUUAGAUACGGGCCUGUUCUUGGUUCUGCCCCGCCUAAGAAUACAGUUGGCCAACCUGAAGGAGGUCCAAAUCUGGAGGCUCCAGACGCGUUACCUCACCCUGUCAGAUCGGAUAGUGUGUCUUCUAAUUACAGUAAUCUGAGUCACAGAAGUUUACCAACUUCGGUCCGACCGCAGGAGCUGGAGGGGACCUUCAUUCAGAAGGAGAUUGGAAGACUUGAGAGGGAAAGCUCCACGGGUUUCUUUAAGCAGAUUGACUCCUCGCCCUUGACCGGAGACGUUAUUACCCACGGUAUGACACAAAACCCCUACCAUGGAAGUCUGUCACAGCCACCAACGCCAAGUCCACCAAAACCGACCGGGAUCUUUCAGGCAAGUGUCAACAGCUCCUUUGAACCCGUCCGUUCACACGCAGGCGUAAAAGCUGCAGAAGUCGACCAGUCAAAAGUAGUUGAUGUCCGAGAGAACCAGAAGUUGCCACCAACUUCUUCCCAUAGUGCAGGACUUGCCGCCUCCCCGGGGAACCUGGAGCAACCUCCUGAUAAUCUGGAAACUAUUUUUUUGGGUAAAUCGAACGCUGAAAUUUGUGCUGUGAAUAGUGGACACCAUUUCCCGACAGGAACCAUGCUAGAUAACAUCUCUUUGCUGCUAGAGAAACGUCCAUCUUCAAGAGCGCACGGGUCAAAUAAGAAGUGCGAGAGUCCUGCGACCACCCUGUGGGCACAAGGAGAGCUGCCCAAUUUUGGAGGCAAUGUCCUUCUAGCCCCGCCAGCUCCUGCUCUCUAUGUUCCCCCUAAACCUCAGACUGAAGUCAUUCAGCCUCCAGAAGAUGGGUCACUGGAGGUGCAUCCUGGUAGGCCAGACCAGAGCCAGUUCGCAGCUUCACCUGAGGAGCACACAUCUUCAGAAAACCUGGAGAACCCUCCAAAGAUUGGAGAUGAUGAACAUACCCAGUCCCAGGCAAGUUCCGGCUAUGCUAGCUUGCUGUCUUCUCCGCCCACUGAAUCCUUACAGAAUCAGCCUGUUCUAAUUGCUGCACCUAGUAAAAGCUAUAAUUUGACACAACCUAUAAAUUUUUCUCUCUCUUUACCCAAUCAAAUAAGGAACGUUAAUUCUGCACAAGAUUUCUCCACUGCUGAUAAGCCGCUUCCAACCAGCGCUUUUGCAGCAGAUCCGAGUGCUGCAGCCUCUCUCGUCCAGCUCGGACCUCCUAUUAAAGCGCCCUCAUCCUCUAAUCCAGCUCAUAAAUUACCCUCCGGCAGCAAUCACUUUUCUGAAUCUUUUUCCAAUCAUCAUCCGACGCUCCUGUCUUCAUCUAGUCAGAUUCCUCUUAAUUUAGCAACUGAAAAUCAGAGAACUGCUUACACCGAAAGCAUAGCCAGCGAGUCCGCAAGCAAGCCUGCGCUCCCUAGCUCCGGAGCACAUUUACCGGUGGGUAACGGAGCAGGGAUGUACGCCCCACCGGUCAGUAGUGGUGGUGGUGGUGCCAGCGCCAAAAUAGAGAAUGCAGUCGCUCUAGAUUUUACCAUUCCACGCAUGCCUGCCAAUCACAAUGCAAAUGGGCGGAUGUCUGUACCAAACAGGCCUCCAACAGGGGGUCUCCUCUAUACCGGGCAGUCGACAGUUGUCCCAAAUUUCCCACCCGGGCCUGAUGAUGAUAAACAGUUUUUUUACCAGCAGGUUACUAAAGAUGUUCAAGUCCAACCUUCAGUGGAGACUUCACGGCCUGGACCAGGGGCUGCUCCUGAAUACAUGGCUCCUGCGUCGCAUCCACCAGCACCUUCAGUGCAGACCAUCGCAGGAGCUAAUAAACCUUCUGCUUACCCCCAGCAAACAGGGGCUCAUGUGCCCAGUUCUCAGAACCCUGCCGGCCUUCCUUACAGUGGGACAGCAGAGCCAGCCGCUAAAUACAGCCACCCCGAACACCCACCAUACCCGAGUCAGCCCGCAACGAGCACGUCUGCAGCAGUCAACCCCAUGCAACCUGCUGGCUAUCCAGAGCCUGCAAGACCUCCUGCUUCUCAUACUCCUCAGCAAGCAGAUCCCUAUUACUACUACCAAGGUUAUGGAGCAUACCCGUCUGCGUACCAGCCUCCGUACCCAACAGUGGACCCCCGAGCAUCUCAUUUGUACUACCAGGACUCCUACGGAGCCUAUGACCCUGCAUACAGACAGUACAGCAAUUCCGGCUUUGUGAACCCUGCAAAGUACUACCAGGAACCUGAACGGCCCAGCUCGAGGUCCAGUCACUGCUCGGAUCGGCCCCCUUCAGGGCAGGGCUACACGGCUCCCGCCAGCUACUACGAUUACUACCAGAGUCAGUAUGAGUAUGGAGACCCUACCAGGUGGGAUCGGUAUCCAGGGGCCUAUGAUCCCGGGUACAGGGACCCUCGAAACAACUACUGGAACUACACGUACCGAGAGGACGCCUAUGGCAGGAAGGUUCCUUAUGCCUACACGAGCAGGUAUGAUGUGUAUGAGGACCGCUGGCAGUAUGACCCCCGUUACGUCGGCGGUUUUGAUGAUGAACCAGAUGCUCGGAGGGAUCUUACGAAGGACGACUUUGAUCGGCGUAGCGUGCACAGUGAGCAUUCAGCCCGUAGCGUCCACAGCGAGCGCAGCACCCACAGUCGCCGGAGCAGCUUCAGUUCUCGCUCCCAGCAGAGCCAGGUCUACAAAAGCGAACAGGACCUCGCUGCCAAUGCCUAUGGCGGCCAGGUGCCUAACCCCCCACUGGAGGAUUACUCCUAUCGUCUCUAUCCUAAUGACUACAGCACCCAGCAGUCGCUGGACUCCUAUCAGUAUGGUUACCCGGUCACCAGUGAGUGGCAGCCGGUGGAACAAGUUCCUUCUAGGUCUCUGACUCCAGAGAAGUUCGGCAGCCCACAUGUGUGCGCCCGGUUUGGCCCUGGUGGACAUCUAAUUAAAGUGCUUCCCAACUUGCCUUCAGACGGGCAGCCGACCUUGGUCGAGAUCCACAAUAUGGAGGUUAUUAUGCAGAACAGCCCGGAACAGGAGCAGAUGAGGGGCUUCCCCGGCCCCUUGGUCAAAGAUGAAACUCACAAAGUCGACGUCAUCAAUUUUGCACAAAAUAAAGCCAAAGAGUGUUCCCAAAAUGAGAACUUGUUAGACCAGGAGUCUGCGCGCCUUCUGUGGGAUUUCAUCGUCCUCAUGUGCAGGCAGAAUGGGACUGUCGUAGGCACGGACAUCGCAGAGUUGCUCCUUCAGGACCAUAAAACAGUCUGGCUCCCCGGGAAGUCGCCCAAUGAAGCCAAUCUGAUAGAUUUCACCAACGAGCCUCUGGAGCUGGAGGAAGAGUCCGGGGCCUCGCAGCUCUCCUUCCUCACAGACACUCUACCCAACUCCGGGGCCGUGAUCGAGAAGGAGACCGAGCGCUUCAGGGAGCUGCUGCUUUUCGGACGGAAAAAGGAUGCUCUGGAGUCUGCCAUGAAGCACGGCCUCUGGGGCCACGCUCUGCUGCUCUCCAGUAAGAUGGAUAGCCGCACACACGCCCGGGUGAUGACCAGGUUUGCCAACAGUCUCCCAAUUAACGAUCCCCUGCAGACGGUUUAUCAGCUCCUGUCUGGCCGGAUGCCGGCGGCUGCCACGUGUUGUGGAGAUGAGAAAUGGGGCGACUGGCGACCGCAUCUUGCUAUGGUGCUCUCGAAUCUAACCAGUAAUGUCGAUGUACCGACCCGGACCAUUGUGACUAUGGGAGACACUCUGGCGUCCCGAGGUCUCUUGGAAGCCGCUCAUUUCUGCUACGUAAUGGCUCAGGCUGGUUUUGGCGUCUACACAAAGAAAACAACCAAGCUGGUUCUCAUCGGCUCCAACCACAGUUUGCCUUUUGCAAAGUUUGCCACGAAUGAAGCCAUCCAGAGGACGGAGGCCUACGAGUACGCCCAGUCGCUGGGGGCGCAGACCUUCUCGCUUCCCAAUAUACAGGUUUUCAAGUUCAUCUAUGCCUGCCGCUUGGCUGAGUGCGGACUUUCUGCUCAGGCUUUCCAUUACUGUGAGGUCAUCUCCAAGACUGUGAUCCAGCAUCCAUCCUACUACUCCCCUGUGCUGGUCGGGCAGCUGCUUGAGGUGUCCUCACAUCUGAGGUUCUUCGAUCCUCAGUUGAAGGAGAAACCAGAGCAGGAACUAUUUGUGGAGCCGCCAUGGCUUCUUAGAUUGCGCCACUUGGACAUGCAGAUGAAGCAAGGAGCCGUGGUAUACAACACGGGCAGGACCACACCGCAGCAGUACGCCUGUAGCACGCCCAGCUCGGAGCAAGACCUCAUCAGCCAGUCUGAAGGCAUCGCUGCAACACACGAGGGUCCAGCUGCUUCCGAUAAUCCAUUGCUGACAAACUUCCUACCCAACGUGGUGCCCAACCAGGGGGUCCAGCUGGCAUUGCCUGGUCCUGAUCACACGGCUGCUCUUUAUCCACCUCCUGAGCCACCCAGCUCCUUCCCACCCCAGACGUUUCUACCCUCACCCACACUAGCCCCUCCAGCAGCUGGACAAGGACCUGUACCUGUCAGCAGUGAGCCGGUGGCGGCGUAUACCCCUGCACCUAUGGAAUCUGUACCGUCCCCUCUGCAGCCGGCAGAAUAUAUUUCUCAGGAGCAGUGGAUCCAGGACCCUGCCUUACAGAGACCCCCAACAAACUCUCCAACCAAAACCACCUUCCACGACUCUGGCUUUGACUUCUAUGGCGAAAUGGCCAAAAUGGCGCCGGGGCAGAGGUCCAGAACAGUCUCUCAGUCGUCAUCUCAUAUGAGACGGACCCGGACAACCUCCGAAUCCUCCACGCACUCGGUGGGGUCCACCAGGAGGAGUUCUAUCGGUCUGCAGCCAUCACCUCCUCCAAUCCCUGAAAUGAAGAAGCCGGAGCCCAAGAAAGAACCAAAGCCCAGUUCUUCAUCACAAGGGAGCGGUAGAAGUUGGCUCGGCUGGCUGAUGAGGAAAGGGAAGAACGAGGCACACUUGCCAGAUGACAGGAAUAAAUCUAUCGUGUGGGACGAGGCAAAACAGCGAUGGAUUAACCUGGAUGAGCCCGAGGGGGAGGAGAACAAGCCACUACCACCUCCUCCAUCCAGCAUGCCCAAACUUCAGGUUCCUUCAGGCCCCGGGGGGCUGAGCGCUCCCCCCAAUUCUUCAGUCAAUAUGUUCUCCAUAAAAGCAGGUGGAGCACGAACCCGUUAUGUAGAUGUGUUAAACCCGGGGGGCAACAAACCUACAACCUCUGUGCUGCCACCAGCCGAUCUGUUCGCUCCCUUGGCCCCGAUGCCGAUCCCUACAAAUCUCUUUGUCCCUAAUGCAGUCCCAGAAGAGGCUCAACCUCCUGUAGGCUCUGAGGCAGAAAUGGCGCAGCUGUCUGAUCAACCUGGGAUCGAUGGCACCGCACAGACGCAGUUUUUGAAUGCAGCCCCCGGACUGGAUCUCCUGACGACGAACCAUGAAGACGUUCCUUCUGGAGAGCUUUCUCGAUCUAGUUCUCAGAGUUCCUUAUCUCGUGAAGUAAGCCAGCAUUUUCAUCAGGUCUCCGGUAACAUGGCUCCCGGCGGUGGCCCCCCUCCCCCUCCUGCUGCGGUUCCCUUCUAUAAUCCUGCAAGUUUUGCACAACCUCCAGCCUCCUCAUCAGGCGCAGCGCGGCCGGGACGACUUGGGCAGCGGAAAUAUCCAUCUCUGAAGUAGAGCCGGCGAAUCCUCCCAAACAUUUCACGACUAGAGGGCGGCAGCCGCCAGCGACUCCUGCAACUGACAUGACGGAGGAGGGGCGUCCGCCAUCACUCAGCCCCCCCCCCACGCUACGGAACGUUCUAGAACAGAUCUGUGGAGACAGUAGAUGUCGCUCUGUGGCCUUUUCCCUUCUUUGCCAUUUACGCUGCACAGAAUUAGCGCUGACCUCCGGAUGGACACGCGGCCGUACCGCCAUCCCUUUCCCCUUAGAAAGUAAUAUAUUGAGUUAAGACUGUGACUAAUUAAACCCAGAAGAUUUUAUAAUCCCGUAGUCUGUCGCUAGCGGCGUCUCCCCGGCGCCCUCCCGCUUGUAUAGUCUCCUUUUGUAUAAUAGGUCCUGGUGGGGGAGGGGUCCGCAGCGCCGCCGGCUUCUGCUGUCGACCCCGUAGGUUUUCUGAUUUCUGUGAUUGAUUUAUUAUUAUUUUUUAAGUGCAAUAUAAUGACCGCUGUAUCUGAUUACGGGAAUAGAUGAUCAGGAACCGGCUCCACCGCGCUCUAGAACCGUCUUCUUCUAGCCCUUCCUGUGUCUUAAGAGACUGUGGACUCGGCGCCUACAGGAGCGGCAGGAGAGACGGCGCCGAGCAAACUUGAAAUGCUUUUAAUGUUUUUUAAAAUUAUUUAAUUAAAAAAUGCACAAAAGCUUAGAUUUAA